Messenger RNA from Ectocarpus siliculosus, 942 nucleotides. NCBI's taxonomy places the organism in Eukaryota, Phaeophyceae, Ectocarpales, Ectocarpaceae. The record is from the annotation of a GenBank genome assembly.
AUGUCGUUCGGAGAUGAGGGUCGGUGGGAACGCGGUGCCGUUGCAGGGUGCCUGGCGGGAACUAAGGGUGUUUCUGGCAUUUUGGUCCGGGUAGCGGACAAGGCUGUGCUAUGGUCCAAGGCUUGUGGGUGGCUGGCCAGCAACCACGGCGAAUCGGGAGGUGUUGCUCGGUGUGGCGAGUGUAAAGAGUUUUUUCGCAAAUCGGUUCAGAAGUUGUUGGCCCAGACUGUGAAGUCGGACCCACACUCCAACACGAAGACCGAGAGCCUGAGCACCGUACAGAAGAAGAUGCACGCCUUGGCGAUGGAGGACGAUUUUCGAGAAGAAACUUCCGGAGGACAGCGCACAACGAGCAAUCUUCGAGGACCAACUCCGAUGGAACACCAGGAUGGGGAGUUCGAAAGGGUUUCGAUUUCACCCGGCGACGCUGCGAAUCGCCAUUUCUACAUGCACGGGGUGGCUGGAUCGGCGGGGUACAACAUGCUGAGGAACUUCAUCCAUUUGCCCAGUCCUAGGCGCGUUCAACGGCUGGAAGCACAGGCCGCACCUCCGAGGACGGGAGUGCUCGUCGACAACAUCAGGAAGUAUGGCAGGCUGGCCGCCGAGCAAGAUGCGGAUAAGGCGGACCUCACCGGUGUUCUGAGCUGGGAUUUGACGCAUCUCAGCAAGAACGGGUUCGACUUCGCCCCGAAGGAAGGAGGAUUCACGGGGUUGGUGGACGAGGCGACGUUCUUCAACCCCGUAUACCAACGGAAGGUGGAUGAAGACGGAGAUUUGGACAAGCAGUUGGACAAGAUACUUGCGACCAAGUACGUGGAGCGUACCUUCAAUGUACGGGCAACCCGGAGUACAAGUUCGUCGUGUGGCGGGAGGCUGUGCGGUCUCUCAGCACUGACUACAUCCAACGGAUGCUCACGAGGACCAUGCGGUUCCUGGCGAUAG